Molecule: messenger RNA, 3107 nt
Organism: Homarus americanus (American lobster)
Lineage: Eukaryota; Metazoa; Arthropoda; Malacostraca; Decapoda; Nephropidae
Exons: 3
Coding region: 97-1839 (580 amino acids)
Source: RefSeq, a predicted model, not a curated record
ACCGACAACACCGGUAGCUGGAGUGUUGACUGGGGCUCCAGGCGGUGCUUGUGAUCCCGGUAAUUAUCGCAAACGAAGACUAUUACCGCUGGAGUCAUGCCGCCCCUAAAGCCCAUCGUUACCCUGAAGACCUUAUGUACUGAGGCCAUGGCCGCGACUUUAGCCGCCGCCUUUGUCAGAGUGGUAGGAGGCGGCCUAUGUGGGGCGGCCAAACGUCUAGUAGGGCGAUCCAAGAAUACAAGAACUACCAAAAGACCUGUGACAAGACUUACAGAUGGCAUCCUAGCCAGCCACCCAGGCACUCUGGUCCUCAAAAUCCAACAGUACAUAGGCCACGGCUUACCAAAGGACCGUCGACAGGACUUGAUGCAUCAAGUAUUGUUUCUGGUGACUGAAAUGAUGACGAGAUUGGGCAGGACCAAAAAGAACAAGGAUUCGAGUUUUGGUGUGACAGUUCAGAAGCUUGGACAGGCGCUUAGUUAUGCCCUGGAUACCCUCCUCGACCCUGUGGUGACCAAGUUGGAUCUAACUCCUCUUAUUCACCAUAGCAUCAAGUGGGUAUCCACGUGCAAGCUCAAUAACCGUAACCCAAAGGAAACCAAUGAAAUUGACACCGUCAAAGUAGAAAACAUGCUAAUCAAAAUCUUUGGACAGAACGCUCAGAAGUUGGAUAAUCUGACGUCAAUCCAGUGGCCGCAUUUGGUGUCAGGAGAAGUGAUCAGGAUAAUUGGUCGCCAUUGCAAAAGCCUUCGCCGCUUAGAGCUAGCAUGUGAGUGUGAUGCCACUGCCGCCAUGAACGACGUGAAGGAAGACCCAGCCUUUGCCCGACAGGAGAGAUUAUUGAUGAACUCCCUUGGCGCCCUGUAUGACCGGGCUCCUGGAGACUUUUCAGGUAACAAGCCUGGAGGUUGUCCUCAUCUCCAGACACUGGUGUUGCCAAGGCUGGACGAUGAAGAUGGCAGUCUGGCAACACACGUGGCAAGUGCACUUUGCUCUUUGAGGGAACUAGAAGUUAUCUCCGGCGCCCCAAUGUUAGUUAGUCUCGGCAAGUUGAAGAAUCAGCAAUACCCUCCCCAGAAACUGUUCUUAAAACAUCUAAGUGAUAUUGAUACCUACAACAGGCGACCAAUGCCAGAUUUGUCAUAUUUAAAAGGUCUUCUACCACAGCUGAAUAGUAUUGAACUCAUCGCAUCGCAGGGGAUAACAAGGCCUGUUACAGAAAGUUUCCUUAAUGUCAAAUCGUUGAAAAUUGCACAGACCGAUUUCCAUCUUAAUGUUCGACGCUUCAAGUACCUGGAAACACUCGAUAUCAACCUGGAGUUCCAGAUCGCCUGGCCUUUGCUUUUUUCCCUAAGCCGAAGUAGAGUACAGCUCCGAGACCUCACCCUUCGUCAUCCGACCUUUCAAGUUGGGCAGGAACACGAGGGCUCCUCCCUGAGGCUUCCUUCUCUCCAGUCAUUCACUCUUGUCCGCUCCAGCUUUAUUGAGUACAAUGCCUUCAGAAACCUGGUUAUGGGCGCCCCCAACCUAGUCAAUAUCUCCAUCACGCUCUCAGACGACAGGAACUACACGGUGGAUGAAUUUAGAGAUGAUCUUAUCAGCAGCGUAGCAACACUACUUCCUAACCUUGAAAGUUUCACGGCCGAAUGUCAGUACAAACACAACCUUUAUAACCAACUUAACUGUGUCCUGACCAUCGACUCGGCCAACAUCCUGUGUGCUAAUUGUCCUCGCUUAAAAUUUCUCGGCCAUCUGGAUGCUUGGGACCUCGAUGAUAAAGAUGUAAAUGACCUUAAUGACCGCGUGAAGGCAAACAAUUGGGACCUGCAGGUGGUGUGAACUUAUGGAGUCAUAAUUAAUCAAUGGAUCAUCCUAAUGAUAAAAACAUACGCCUUGAUACGUUGUGUAAUAUCAUAAGAAACAACGUUGUGAUGUGAGCAAAUGCAAAAGUUCUCUUCCUUGAGUUACAGACAUGAAGUUGUGACGUCAAAUUUCUCACCAAAAUGCUACUUCUCUACUGUUAAACUGUUCUACUGUAGCCGUGGUCUAAGUUUUAAGCACAAUAUAAUUAUAAUACUCUGAUACAACACACGUUAAAAAAGGACCGAAUAGUAUUAUGCUGUUAACCUGAUCUUGGUCAAAAUUCUGAAGCAUUUCAAAUGUGAUCGAGUCUUGAAGAUUAUGCUGAAGAAAGUAACUUGAGGAAUCCUCUAAGCAUGUCUAGGGCAUAGGCCCGUAAAUCUGUUGGCUUUGUAGCGAUACAGUUGCCUUAAAGAGUUCCCUAUGAUGACGUUUAUGUACUUGUAGCACGUCCCAUUACUAGAGUAAACUUUGAAUUGAAUUCGUAGUAUAGUCUUGAUGUAACUAAGGAGUUGAUUGGUAGAAAUGAAUCGUAGACGUAGUUUCGCUUAGAAUAAAAAAAUAUAUAUAUAUGUGUGUGUGUGUGUGUGUGUUAAAUUUAAUUCCAAAUAAUGAAUACUAUUAAAGAAAAUGCAAGUUGAAUACGUAAUUGAUAUUCAAAUUUAAUAAUAAUCAUAAAUAUGAGAUUAUGAAUAAUAAAAAAUGCUUUAGAAGACAAUAUAUGAAGAAAAAAAACAUGGCUAUUGUAUUAUUUUAUAUAUUAUUCUGCAUUCUUUUAUGUCACACGAGUUUCUAGGAUGCGGCACAAAUUAAACACACUUGAAAUAGUUACCCAAGUAAUAUCAAACAGUUUUCUAUGAUGUCACACCCUCAAUAUAUGGCGUGUCAAUCAGCGGCCACGAAGAAAAUAAUAAUUCGUUUUAAGGUGAGUUAAAUUUCUUUCCUCUAUACUCCUUGUUCAUAAUUUUAGUAUUGCAACUCUACCACAUGUACGCAAACUCUUUGAGGCAACCGUCCAUCCUCAUUAAUUUUAGACUAACAUACUGUAGUCUAUUGCAUCGCACAUGCUGCCUGAACUGUAGUAAUUUACCUGACAGUGGUGGUUAUCCUCUGAAACUCAAACGAAUGUAUAUUUAGCCACUGUACUAUCUAUAAAAUGUCAGCUACCAUAGGCUAUUCCAGCACAGCACGUUGUAGUGUUAUAUUGAUGCAUUAAAAAUGAAAUCUACAAUCACAUACCCAUCGAA